AUGGAUAAUAGUCCAGUAACUAUGCUUUCAACUAUUCAUCAAAUUAAUGGAGAUGAAAAUCGAAUUGCAAAAGUGUGUCGUCGACCUCGAGAAACAAGUACUAAUGCAAUUAAAUAUUAUGGUACUCAAUUAGCAGUACAAAGAACUUGGAUGCCAUUGUUUUUUUGGCUCUUAGAUAGUGCAAUUAUUAAUUCAUAUUUAAUACUGAAAAAGAGCAAUGCAAAUGUUUCUUAUAAGGAGUUUAGAACAAAAUUAGUGUGGGAUUUAAUUAAAGCAGAACUGGAAGAAGAAGAACAACAUAUACAUACACGAAGUCAAGUUGAUGAAUUAACAAAUCAAUUUAAAUUUAUUCAAAUUGAUUCUUUCAAAAAGCAACAAUAUGUUACAGUAAGUUUUGAACUUUCAUUAGUUAGAUUAUCACCUGAUGGUCAUUUGCCCAAAUGGAGAGAAACAAGAAGUAGUUGUAUAUGGGGCAAAUAUUUAGCAAAAAAAAAUCAAGAGAAAACAUCAAAAAAUCUAUCUCAAUCACAAUUAUAUUGUGUUAAAUGUAAUUUAGUUUUAUGUUGCAAUAAGAAAAGAAGUUGUUUUAAGGAUUAUCAUACUCAAAAAGAAAAUGACAAUUAA
Messenger RNA from Rhizophagus irregularis DAOM 181602=DAOM 197198, 624 nucleotides. NCBI's taxonomy places the organism in Eukaryota, Fungi, Glomeromycota, Glomeromycetes, Glomerales, Glomeraceae. The record is from RefSeq and is a predicted model, not a curated record.